AUGGCGACAACGACGGCGACGACACUUGCGGCCAGCGCCGGCGACGGUUCUUCCCCGCCGUCGCGGUCCACCGUCAUGACCAUCGCGGCGCAGGCUUAUCACCGCAGGAGGCCACACCUGGCAUGUCUCAGCUACUACCCAAACGGAUGCCGCGACAGCAACAAGGACUGCAUCUCCAUCUUCCUCGCGCUUGAGGGCAUCGUCACCGAGGAUCGGAGGACGUGCUGUGCAAGGGGGUUCAAAAACUUCAUUAGGAGAGACGAAUUAGAGCGAUCGGAAUAUCUCAAUGAUGACUACUUUGCCAUUGCUGCCCAUGUAAUCAUCCCAAAGGAAAAGCCAUCUGUCGUCGUACCACCGUCGAACAUGCAUCUGCAUUAUGGUGAUCUCCUCGUAAGCAAAGAAGGCACCGAUGUCAAGUUCCUGGUCGGUGGCGAGAUGUUUGCGGCGCACCGGUUGGUGCUGGCGGCACGGUCACUGGUCUUCAAGGCAGAGCUUUUCGGGCCGACGAAGAAAGGCACCAUAGAUGCGAUACAGAUUGACAACAUGAAAGCACGAGUGUUCAAGGCUCUACUUGGGUUCAUCUACACAGACAUUUGGCCAGAGAUAGGUCAUGGAAAAGACAAUGUAGCUAUGGCUCAACAGUUGCUUGCUGCUGCAGACAGGUAUGGCUUACAGAGGUUAAAGUUUGUCUACGAAGAUAAGUUGUGCAACCACAUUGAUACAUACUCAGUGUCAACCAUGUUGGUGCUAGUGGAGAAGCACCAUUGUUGCAAACUCAAGGAGGCAUGCUCUACGUUCCUUAGUUCCAUGAGCCCUCCUAUUGUUGAAGAUCCAAAUUCCAGCAUAUUUGGUAGUGAAUUGAAGAAGACGGUUUCUUCUUCAGAGAACCAUGGAAGUCAAAUUAACCGUACAGAUAUUAGGAUUCAACUGUGGCAAAAUGCAGAUGUCUAG
Oryza sativa Japonica Group (Japanese rice) is the source of this 951-nucleotide messenger RNA. NCBI's taxonomy places the organism in Eukaryota, Viridiplantae, Streptophyta, Magnoliopsida, Poales, Poaceae. The record is from RefSeq and is a predicted model, not a curated record.